AUGGCGGCGGUGGCUAGUACCAGUGGUGCCAGCCAGGCCCAGGCUACCCUGUACUGCUUACUACUCCUUGAGUUGCUGCAGCUAGUGAUACCGGAACCGCUUUUGCUGCUCCAACAGCAACACGCGUGGACGCACACACUCGACGAGACCGAGGAGCGUCUGGUGGCGAUCGGUCAGCGCUUCCUCAGUGACCGUACCGAUACUCGUCUACUCGUCUUCCUGCAGUUCCCGAGUGACGCGACGGUGGCCGGUGACAUGCUAACCCUCACGCUACGCUCCCUAGCGGUUGGCCGCCCGUCGUUGGUACUGCGCGAGGAUGCGGCACCAGCCGCAACGUUGGCCACCAUCUUGGCCGCCAAAUGGCUGCCCGGUUCCACGGCGGACGGGGCGGAGGUGGCGCUGAUCGUACUGCUAUCGGACACGGACCUGCCGGACCGCUCGCUCCUCCGUCCCCUUCUGCAGGCAUUCCCGGUCACCCAGAAGCUGCUGCUCGUCGGUGAGCCGGCCCCGGGUUGCCCCGGGGAGGCGGCUGACCUGACCUUGACAGCCGCCGGAAAGCUGCUCGAGGAGAUGUGGCGCUCGGAGCGCAUCAUUCGGCUGGCCACGCUCUGGUACCGGGCAUGCCCGGGCCGGUCCACCAUCCCAGCACUCCUGUACGAUCCCUUCCAGCAGCCCGUGACCGAGGGCGGUAGCUGGGGUGGGGUGACGCUGGUGCGGGAUGCCGCUAGAGCGCCGCGGCCCCUACCGGUCGAUGCGGAGUGGUUCGGCUGGCGUCACCUGAACCUCCACCGGAUGCCGCUCGAGCUGUAUGGGUUCGAGGCGGUAAUGGCUAACCGGCGCCAGGAUCUCGACAUGCUACUCCUCCGCUCCUCCACCCCGGACAGCAGGAUCCGGGCCGAUGGCUAUCUGGGCGAAUUGUUCGGUGCGGACGUCGAGGCACUCGCCGAACUGGCCCACCGGAUGAACUUCCGGCCCCGGGUCCAGCACGAGCCGGCCAACUUUGGCUUCCGGACUGUCUACGGUACGUACACCGGUGUGCUCGGCCGUCUCGUGACGCACCGGGACUCGUGGAUGUCACUCAACGUCUACUUCCUCAAGGAUUACGAGACGCGCGCGAUCCACUUCACGGCGGCCGUCUAUCAGGACAGCCUGUGCGUCUUUGUCAAGGCGGCCGGUAUGCUCCCGGAUUGGUUACUCAUCUUCCGGUGCUUUACGCCAGUGCUCUGGCUCGCUAACGUCGCUUCGGUCGCGGUCGCAACCCUCUGCUACGCGGCCAUUACCCGGCUAACGGUGGUGCCUCGCCCUGGUCCGGGUAGCCGCUGGCCAAGGACAAGGUCGGCUGGGAUAAUGGUGAGCGCGAUGAUGAAUGCACCGAUCGAGCGGCUGGACGGAACGACCGGGCGGCAGAAGCUGCUCAUCGGUCUCGCUCUCCUCUGGGGUCUCACGCUGUCCGGAGCCUUCCAGGGCUCCCUGGUGGACGUCUACACGACGCCUCGGUCGCGCCGUAACCUCGACACGCUCGCCGAGCUGGACGCGAGCGGACUGCCGAUCGCCGUCAGCGCGCCCGCCCUCGCCGUGGACGUGUUCGGCAAUGGGGAAGCAUCGUCGUCGGCGUCCCGGACGAUCGCUAGCCUGCGCCAUCGGCUCCUCCUGGUGUCCAGCAGCAACAGCAGCAACAGCAGCAGCAGCAGCAAGGGUAGCGGCUGGUCGGUGGUGGCCGGUCAGACCGCUGCCCUCAUUCGCAAGCAGGACUUUGGGCGCCUAUCGAUGAAGUAUCUUGGACGGGACGGGACACCGCGCGUGCACCGGUUGCGCGAGUGUCCCCGCAGCUACACCCUUGCCUACCUCUACCCGCGCGGAUCACCCCUGUACGCGGCCGCCAACCAGCACAUCCUGCACUUCCUCCAGCACGGUCUGUACGCCCGCUGGCAGUCCGAUGCCGGCCACCUGCUUGCUCUCAACCGGGCGCUCAAGGUUGCUCGGUUGCUUCGCCAGCGGACGGUCGGGACGCCGGUGGCCGGCGGACGCGUCGCUCUCGGGCUCCAGCAUCUACUGCUACCGUUUCUGCUGCUGGCAGCCGGCCACACCCUCGCCGCUCUCGGGCUCCUCUGGGAGCAUCAACGAUCACGACGGCGACGACGACGAUGA
This is a messenger RNA of Anopheles darlingi, 2148 nucleotides long. RefSeq lists its product as uncharacterized. The transcript is spliced from 3 exons. The record is from RefSeq and is a predicted model, not a curated record. Lineage: Eukaryota; Metazoa; Arthropoda; Insecta; Diptera; Culicidae. Bases 1 to 2148 code for a protein of 715 amino acids.